AUGGAUAGAUACAUGUUUUGUACAGUAGUGAGUCCAUUGUGGGUGCGUCUCCUGGGAGAGAAUAAGCCGGUGUCGGCCGGACAGCGCCAGGAGGUGAGGUGUGAAUCGGUGGGAGCGAGACCGGUGCCUCAUCUCGUGUGGUGGAAGGGAAGUCAGCUGCUCCCAAACUCCACGCAAGAGACAAGCACUGACGGCAACCGGACAGUGAGCACCCUGCGCUACACGCCUAGUAUGGACGACUCCGACUCCCUCCUCAAGUGCCGGGCCGUCGACUCCUCCUCCCCGCCUCACGAGGACACCUGGUCACUCAAUGUGCGCC
Messenger RNA from Nilaparvata lugens (brown planthopper), 319 nucleotides. RefSeq lists its product as uncharacterized. NCBI's taxonomy places the organism in Eukaryota, Metazoa, Arthropoda, Insecta, Hemiptera, Delphacidae. The transcript has 3 exons. The record is from RefSeq and is a predicted model, not a curated record. The annotation marks the transcript as partial.